Galleria mellonella (greater wax moth) is the source of this 1670-nucleotide messenger RNA. RefSeq names its product lipase member H-A-like. Gene Ontology annotation, molecular function: lipase activity. NCBI's taxonomy places the organism in Eukaryota, Metazoa, Arthropoda, Insecta, Lepidoptera, Pyralidae. The transcript has 3 exons. The coding region runs from base 373 to 1548 and encodes 391 amino acids. The record is from RefSeq and is a predicted model, not a curated record.
AUCGCCAUUUCUAAGCCGUUUUUGUUUAUGUUUGUAAUCGAUAGGUACUCCAAAGCUGAUUUCGUAAUUUACAUCAAUGUUAUUACGAUUGAAGUACACGUAAUAUUUUUGCGAGUAAAUGAAUAAAUAAUAAAUCUUAUAACCUGUUUAAAUAUGCAAUUUAAAUAAUUAUAGAGAGAAAAAAAAUAAAAAAUAAAAAAAACAAGCCCAGAAGUUCAAAUAGGUAUCAACGACAUGCCAGUGACAAGUUAGUAUAUCAUUUUUUUCUAUUAUUUCUCACUUGUUAAAUAUACAUAAGUAGAGAAGAACACCAUAUCAUUACAUAAGUUAACAUAAUACCUGUUGGCAUAUAUAAUUGUGUGUGGAGCCUUCAUGAAAAAAUCUGCUCAUUAUUUAAAACUACCAACCAAGAAUAAACGUAACAGAAAAAAAAAAUUAAGAAAAAAAAUGUUGUCUAUGUUUUAUUUCAUUUUGGCGCCAAUCGUUUUCAAUAUCGUGACAGCUAGGAAUUUGCAACAUCUGAGAUCAGUGACUGGAUAUGCAUAUGGCUAUCUAUCUGAUUGUCCUGGUAAUGAAAAUCCUAUAAUUAUGUCAGAGGAUAGUUUGAGAAAACUGCGCAUUAAAGUCAUAGGAGCUAAAAUGACAUCUGGGUGGAUAAAAAAGAAAUACAAUUACUAUCAAAUGAACGAGAUGGGCAACGACCCCACAAUGGACUACAGUCGAAAGACCGUCUUAUUUAUAAGUGGAUACUUCGACAAUCCAGAUUUUGCCGCUUCCAGAAUUAUGGAGUAUAGUUACAGACUUCUCGGCUACAAUGUGUUUUUGCUAGAUAUGCAUAAAUUUGUUGAGCAUGAUUACCCAUCAGUCACUCGGAAUCUCCCGGCUAUAGGAAAGCACACCGCUGAAAUGCUAUACAACUUGACUCAACAAAAUGUAGGAUUCGAUCCUAAGAAAUUUGAAAUGGUUGGUUUAAGUCUUGGAGGGGAAACGAUUAGCUUCAUAGCUAAAUCCUAUAAAGCGCUCUCAGGUGUAAAGAUAAGCAGACUCACUGCUUUAGACCCAUCCGGACCCUGUUUUAGAAAUCGAGGCCCAGAUCGUAGAUUGGAUAAAAGUGAUGCAGAUUACGUCGAAGUGAUAGGCACAAAUAUAGAUGGAUUAGGUAUAGCUACUCCUGUGGGUCAUGUUAAUAUUUAUAUAAAUGGUGGAGAGUAUCAAAUGUCAGAUAUUUACUGGAUGCCAUGUGAAAUGUUCUGUAGUCACAUAAAGGUCUUUGAGAUUUGGUUCUCGGCGUUACGGAAUCAAGAUUCUUUCAUCGCGAUCCAGUGUGAUACGAUGCAGCAAGCCAGGGAUAAGGAUUGUUAUGACAGAAAACCAUUUGUCACGAAUCUACUUGGCCUCAAAGUGGAUAAGACGAAGCAUGGAAUAUUUUAUUUAGCGACUACAUACAAUUAUCCUUACUAUAUGGGCGAAAAGGGAUUGAAAAGAGAAAACGAACCUGUUCACAAUUUACUAAAAGCAACUAAUAAAGCUGAUAUUGUUGUAGUAUGAAUUACUGUGUUUAUUUUUAAUUACCAAUAUUAUCUUAAGAAAUAUUUUUUUUUUAUACCACAGUGGUGGCAAAGAAGCAUACAGCCUGUCUGAUGGUAAACGGUUACUGUCGUUGUGGUGUC